AUGCCUACCUUCCAAUCCAUCUUGAACUGCCAGCGAUUCGAAGUACUUGCUCUGCACAAAGUCAGGAAGUGGGAGAGCCAAGGCGAGUCACGGGCGCAACAAUGCUCCUCAAUAAUCGAGUCGAAUAUCGUGUCGGAUACAAUACUCGAGCUCUUCGUCGUGUCUUUUCUGGGCCCAUUGCUCGUGCAUAAGUCGUUCGGAUUUGCGACAGUUGCGCUUAGGGAUAGCCUUGCUCUGUUCGUGGAGGCUAGGCCCAUCGGCCUCUUCGCUGGCGUCAAAGGCGAAACUCGGAUCGGUGAGUUGUGGACUCGGAUCAACGCGACAGAAAGCGGGCGAGCCAAGUGCGAGAACAUCCCGGCGCUGGAGCAAGAUACGACAGCCAUUGGUGCCGAUGAUGUGGACAACUCUGUUUCACUAUUGCCUUCACGUAACUCUGUACAGCGGCGGUGUCCAACAAGGCAGCUGCACAAGCUUAUAAAGAACUUGCCUCACAAUGCCAAGAUACUGUGAGUUGAGCUUCUUGUGGAGUCUCUUCAUGUCUGUUCAACACGCUUACUUACAUAGUGUGCUUCUUAGAGCGCCUACAAUUCGUUGAACUUCCAAAUGGAGACAUUUGCUGUGAUCGGCUCCAGCUGUGUGGAGCGCAAGGAAGGUCGCGUGUUCCGGUGUUCCGCUGGGGCAGAGGCUUUCUCUAAACGCAUGGGCUGGUUUGGAACCGACCAGGAACUUGAUAUAGUCAAGCGCUUCACCAAAGUCGUAACUGGCCAUGCUGCGAGAAUCAGUGAAUGGACCAAUCCAGCUAGGUGCGCGGUGGAGAUUCCAACUUGA
This is a messenger RNA of Microbotryum saponariae, 828 nucleotides long. NCBI's taxonomy places the organism in Eukaryota, Fungi, Basidiomycota, Microbotryomycetes, Microbotryales, Microbotryaceae. The record is from the annotation of a GenBank genome assembly.